AAACCAAACACUACGUUCCUUUUUUUUUUUGGAAUAAUGGUGUACUCUUUGGUUUCUGAUUUCGGUGCUAUAGCUAUCUCUCGUGCUGUUGCUCUCUCUUGUGAAAGAGUGUUGCAAGAAACUGCAAAAAGAGGACUUAUUGAUCACAAAUUGCAAAGGAAACUUGUGCAUACAUCCUUUGGACUGGCCUUCAUGCUAUGUUGGCCAUUAUUCAGUAAUGACCGAUGGGCAUCGUUCUUUGCUGUUUUGGUUCCGGGAGUUUAUAUGUUUCGGAUACUUGUGACUGAACUUGGAAUAUAUAAAGAUGAGGCCAUUGUGAAAUCAUUGAGCAGAUUUGGAGAUUAUAGGGUGCUUCUUAUGGGAUCACUGUAUUAUGCUGCAACUAUUACGUUUGCAUCGAUAAUAUACUGGAGAACUUCGCCUGUUUCCAUUGCUGCAAUCUGUAAUUUGUGUGCAGGAGAUGGUAUGGCUGAUAUCGUUGGAAGGAGAUUUGGUGGUAAAAAGUUACCUUACAACAAAAACAAGUCCUACGCUGGUUCAAUUGCAAUGGCAUCUGCUGGAUUCUUGGCUUCUAUUGGGUAUAUGUGGUAUUUUUCCUUAUUUGGAUAUAUGGAGGGAGGCUGGAGCAAGGUUAUAGGUUUCCUAGUUGUGUCUGUUAUCUCAGCAGUUGUGGAAUCUCAUCCUAUCAGCACCGAUCUUGAUGACAAUCUCACAGUUCCCCUUACUUCUAUAUUGGUAGGAAGUACGGUCUUUUGAUAUAAACCAUAUUGUUGUUGGAUAAUAAACUUGAUUUGGUCGACUGGACUAAUCAAGUGUUAGGCUCAAUUAUCUAAUAAGUGGUGUAGCCCGCAGAAAGGUUCUAGAGUCAUUUAGAACUAGAUUGAGUAAACCAUCAAAUUUGUUUCUAUCUUUGUACCAAAUUCUCAAUUUGGUCCCAGACUC
This is a messenger RNA of Medicago truncatula (barrel medic), 942 nucleotides long. RefSeq names its product probable phytol kinase 3, chloroplastic. Lineage: Eukaryota; Viridiplantae; Streptophyta; Magnoliopsida; Fabales; Fabaceae. The record is from RefSeq and is a predicted model, not a curated record. The transcript has a single exon. Gene Ontology annotation, molecular function: kinase activity. Bases 37 to 756 code for a protein of 239 amino acids.